AUGGGGAGGGCCUGCAAUGAGUUCACCACCCAUGUGAUGAAUCUACUCAGGGAGCAAAGCCGCACUCGACCCAUCUCACCCAAGGAAAUUGAGCGCAUGGUGGGUAUCAUCCACCGCAAGUUCAGUUCAAUUCAAAUGCAGCUCAAGCAAAGUACAUGUGAGGCCGUAAUGAUCCUUCGCUCUAGAUUCCUGGAUGCACGGAGGAAGAGAAGAAACUUCAACAAGCAAGCUACAGAGAUCCUCAAUGAAUAUUUUUAUUCCCACCUCAGCAACCCGUACCCCAGUGAGGAAGCCAAAGAAGAACUUGCCAAGAAAUGUGCCAUCACGGUAUCACAGGUAUCAAACUGGUUUGGAAAUAAGCGAAUCCGCUACAAGAAGAACAUAGGUAAAUUUCAAGAGGAAGCCAAUAUUUAUGCUGCCAAAACAGCUGUGACUGCUACAAAUGUGUCAGUUCACGGAAGUCAAGCCAAUUCGCCCUCAACUCCCAGUUCCGCUGGAAGCAAACAGACGUCACGAGGGGCAGAGCAACCACAAAACAAAAUACAGUUCCUGUCACCGCAGAGCCUUGGUUCUUCCAGUUCUUUUAACAUGUCAAACUCUGGAGAUUUGUUCAUGAGCGUGCAGUCUCACAAUGGGGAUUCUUACCAGGGUGCCCAGGUUGGAGCCAACGUACAGUCUCAGACAUUUCUGUGUGUUUUGCAGGCUAACGGAGGGUGGCAGGAGGCAGCUACCCCUUCUUCUGUGACUUCCCCUACAGAAGAACCUGGCAGCGUACACUCUGAUACAUCUAACUGAGCAACUGCUCAUUAACUUCAGCACGAGAUCCCGGCCUAUCACUUUGACUGCCAGACAGACAGAUGCCACACUUUGACAUGGAAUCAGUAAAAGAAAAAGAAAAAAAAAGGAACUUUUUCGCCAGACAACGUUGUCCUCAACACCUCAAUGAAAAAAUGUCUCUUAUUUUGAUUCUCAUCAAACCUUGUCUGAAUAAGAGAUAAGUGGAACAUUCAAGACGUGUAGCAGAAUCAAAGCAUAGACAACAGCUACAACAACAUGUCGCUAUCUUUAUACAUAUUGCAAAAUAUAACAAAAACACAAAUGCUUUGUACACUUAUUCAGACCUCCAUCAUCUGUGUCACCACUUAAGGUCUCUUCCCCUUACAACAAGCAAAAGUUAUCCUGCAGAUACCAUUGCAGUUAUUGUGGUACAACCAAAUGUGACCUGGUGACCAAUUUGACAUUUUCAGUAAUAACUCCUAUUAACAAACAAACCAAGAUGCAGCCUUCAGGUAAAUGGUUUGUUCAGCAAAUUCACUAUAACUUCAGGGAGUGUUGAGGAAAUACUGGUGAACGACCUCAAGGAUGGUUCUGUCCUGGCUUUCCCCAAUCAUUAAUCUCAAAACACAGCUAUGUCCAUCGGUGUCCAAGUUUUCUUUGGGGAAUGAGCCUUUUGUGCCAAGUGCAAUCUCCAUGAUGUUUAUAUUUCUCUUUCUACCAAAUUGUAAACUAACUUAAUACCUGGAACAUGUCCUCAGUAACAUAUAGAUCCCUUAGACAUUGGUCCUUUAGCUCCUCUGCCCUUCUUUCCGUCCAUAGAUGGGGAAUGUGUUUCCUACCCCCAAAGAAAUGUUCUAGUCCCAUUAAACUGUAGGGACAAGUCUACAUCACAUUGUAUCACAUCUUCACCUGAGCCCUCUCCAACCUCCUAUAAACAACAAACUAUCUACUUCACCACAUCAGUAGGGACAAGUCUACAUCACAUUGUAUCACAUCUUCACCCGAGCCCUCUCUAACUUAUAAACAACAAACUAUCUACUUCACCAAAUCAGUAAGGACAAGUGUACACCACAUUAUAUCACAUCUUCACCCGAGCCCUCUCUAACCUCUUCCUAUAAACAACAAACUAUCUACUUCACUACAUCACAUCUUAUCACAUUUUCACUCGAGCCCUCUCCAACCUCCUAUAAACAACAAACUAUCUACUUCACCACAUCAGUAGGGACAAGUCUACAUCACAUUGUAUCACAUCUUCACCGAGCCCUCUCUAACCUCUUAUAAACAACAAACUAUCUACUUCACCACAUCAGUAGUAACAAGUGUACGCCACAUUGUAUCACAUCUUCACCGAGCCCUCUCUAACCUCUUAUAAACAACAAACUAUCUACUUCACCACAUCAGUAGGGACAAGUCUACAUCACAUUGUAUCACAUCUUCACCCGAGCCCUCUCUAACCUCCUAUAAACAACAAACUAUUUACUUCACCACAUCAGUAGGGACAUGUCUACAUCACAUCUUAUCACAUUUUCACUCGAGCCCUCUCCAACCUCCUAUAAACAACAAACUAUCUACUUCACCACAUCAGUAGGGACAAGUCUACAUCACAUUGUAUCACAUCUUCACCCUAGCCCUCUCUAACCUCCUAUAAACAACAAACUAUCUACUUCACCACAUCAGUAGGGACAAGUCUACAUCACAUCUUAUCACAUCUUCACCCGAGCCCUCUCUAACCUCCUAUAAACAACAAACUAUCUACUUCACCACAUCAGUAGGGACAAGUCUACAUCACAUUGUAUUACGUCUUCACCCGAGCCCUCUCUAACCUAUAAACAACAAACUAUCUACUUCACCACAUCAGUAGGGACAAGUCUACAUCACAUUCUAUCACAUCUUCACCCGAGCCCUCUCUAACCUCCUAUAAACAACAAACUAUCUACUUCACCACAUCAGUAGGGACAAGUCUACAUCACAUUGUAUUACGUCUUCACCCGAGCCCUCUCUAACCUAUAAACAACAAACUAUCUACUUCACCAGAUCAGUAGGGACAAGUCUACAUCACAUCUUAUCACAUCUUCACCCGAGCCCUCUCUAACCUCCUAUAAACAACAAACUGUCUACUUCACCACAUCAAUAGGGACAAGUGUACGCCACAUUGUAUCACAUCUUCACCCGAGCCCUCUCUAACCUCUUAUAAACAACAAACUAUCUACUUCAUCACAUCAGUAGGGACAAGUCUACAUCACAUUGUAUCACAUCUUCACCCGAGCCCUCUCUAACCUCUUAUAAACAACAAACUAUCUACUUCAUCACAUCAGUAGGGACAAGUCUACAUCACAUUGUAUCAUAUCUUCACCCGAGCCCUCUCUAACCUCCUAUAAACAACAAACUGUCUACUUCACCACAUCAAUAGGGACAAGUGUACGCCACAUUGUAUCACAUCUUCACCGAGCCCUCUCUAACCUCUUAUAAACAACAAACUAUCUACUUCACCACAUCAGUAGGGACAAGUCUACAUCACAUUGUAUCACAUCUUCACCAGAGCCCUCUCUAACCGCCUAUAAACAACAAACUAUCUACUUCACCACAUCAGUAGUAAAAAGUGUACGCCACAUUGUAUCACAUCUUCACCGAGCCCUCUCUAACCUCUUAUAAACAACAAACUAUCUACUUCACCACAUCAGUAGGGACAAGUCUACAUCACAUUGUAUCACAUCUUCACCCGAGCCCUCUCUAACCUCCUAUAAACAACAAACUAUCUACUUCACCACAUCAAUAGGGACAAGUGUAUGCCACAUUGUAUCACAUCUUCACCCGAGCCCUCUCUAACCUCCUAUAAACAACAAACUAUCUACUUCACCACAUCAGUAGGGACAUGUCUACAUCACAUUGUAUCACAUCUUCACCCGAGCCCUCUCUAACCUCCUAUAAACAGCAAACUAUCUACUUCACCACAUCAGUAGGGACAAGUCUACAUCACAUCUUAUCAAAUUUUCACCCGAGCCCUCUCUAACCUCCUAUAAACAACAAACUGUCUACUUCACCACAUCAAUAGGGACAAGUGUACGCCACAUUGUAUCACAUCUUCACCGAGCCCUCUCUAACCUCUUAUAAACAACAAACUAUCUACUUCACCACAUCAGUAGGGACAAGUCUACACCACAUUGUAUCACAUCUUCACCCGAGCCCUCUCUAACCUAUAAACAACAAACUAUCUACUUCACCACAUCAGUAGGGACAAGUCUACAUCACAUUGUAUCACAUCUUCACCCGAGCCCCCUCUAACCUCUUAUAAACAACAAACUAUCUACUUCAUCACAUCAGUAGGGACAAGUCUACAUCACAUUGUAUCACAUCUUCACCCGAGCCCUCUCUAACCUCCUGUAAACAACAAACUGUCUACUUCACCACAUCAAUAGGGACAAGUGUACGCCACAUUGUAUCACAUCUUCACCGAGCCCUCUAUAACCUCUUAUAAACAACAAACUAUCUACUUCACUACAUCAGUAGGGACAAGUCUACAUCACAUUGUAUCACAUCUUCACCCGAGCCCUCUCUAGCCUCUUAUAAACAACAAACUAUCUACUUCAUCACAUCAGUAGGGACAAGUCUACAUCACAUCUUCACCCGAGCCCUCUCUAACCUCCUAUAAACAACAAACUGUCUACUUCACCACAUCAAUAGGGACAAGUGUACGCCACAUUGUAUCACAUCUUCACCGAGCCCUCUCUAACCUCUUAUAAACAACAAACUAUCUACUUCACCACAUCAGUAGGGACAAGUCUAUAUCACAUUGUAUCACAUCUUCACCCGAGCCCUCUCUAGCCUCUUAUAAACAACAAACUAUCUACUUCACCACAUCAGUAGGGACAUGUCUACAUCACAUCUUAUCACAUUUUCACUCGAGCCCUCUCCAACCUCCUAUAAACAACAAACUAUCUACUUCACCACAUCAGUAGGGACAAGUCUACAUCACAUUGUAUCACAUCUUCACCCGAGCCCUCUCUAACCUCCUAUAAACAACAAACUAUCUACUUCACCACAUCAGUAGGGACAAGUCUACAUCACAUUGUAUCACAUCUUCACCGAGCCCUCUCUAACCUCCUAUAAACAACAAACAAUCUACUUCAACACAUCAGUAGGGACAAGUCUACAUCACAUCUUAUCACAUCUUCACCCGAGCCCUCUCUAACCUCCUAUAAACAACAAACUGUCUACUUCACCACAUCAAUAGGGACAAGUGUACGCCACAUUGUAUCACAUCUUCACCCGAGCCCUCUCUAACUUCUUAUAAACAACAAACUAUCUACUUCACCACAUCAGUAGGGACAAGUCUACAUCACAUUGUAUCACAUCUUCACCCGAGCCCCCUCUCUAACCUCCUAUAAACAACAAACUAUCUACUUCACCACAUCAGUAGGGACAAGUGUACGCCACAUUGUAUCACAUCUUCACCCGAGCCCUCUCUAACCUCCUAUAAACAACAAACUAUCUACUUCACCACAUCAGUAGGGACAAGUCUACAUCACAUUGUAUCACAUCUUCACCCGAGCCCUCUCUAACCUCCUAUAAACAGCAAACUAUCUACUUCACCACAUCAGUAGGGACAAGUCUACAUCACAUCUUAUCAAAUUUUCACCCGAGCCCUCUCUAACCUCCUAUAAACAACAAACUAUCUACUUCACCACAUCAGUAGGGACAAGUCUACAUCACAUUGUAUCACAUCUUCACCCGAGCCCUCUCUAACCUCCUAUAAACAACAAACUGUCUACUUCACCACAUCAGUAGGGACAAGUCUACAUCACAUUGUAUCACAUCUUCAUCCGAGCCCUCUCUAACCUCCUAUAAACAACAAACUAUCUACUUCACCACAUCAGUAGGGACAAGUCUACAUCACAUUGUAUCACAUCUUCACCCGAGCCCUCUCUAACCGCCUAUAAACAACAAACUAUCUACUUCAUCACAUCAGUAGGGACAAGUCUACAUCACAUUGUAUCACAUCUUCACCCGAGCCCUCUCUAACCUCUUAUAAACAACAAACUGUCUACUUCACCACAUCAGUAGGGACAAGUCUACAUCACAUUGUAUCACAUCUUCAUCCGAGCCCUCUCUAACCUCCUAUAAACAACAAACUAUCUACUUCACCACAUCAGUAGGGACAAGUCUACAUCACAUUGUAUCACAUCUUCACCCGAGCCCUCUCUAACCGCCUAUAAACAACAAACUAUCUACUUCAUCACAUCAGUAGGGACAAGUCUACAUCACAUUGUAUCACAUCUUCACCCGAGCCCUCUCUAACCUCUUAUAAACAACAAACUGUCUACUUCACCACAUCAGACAUAUAAUUCCCUCUGCUGUUGCCCAGAUUGAGACCUAUUUCCACUUCAUGGAUCAUUUUCUGACCAUGUCAGAUUUGUCUGACAGUUUUACAAAGGAUCCCGGCAAGUAUCAUCAAGUCAAGUCUGAUACCAAAUAGUUUGCACAGAGGUAAGACGAACACCAGGGAGUGAUCACAAAACUUGUGGUUCGUCAGUUAUAUCUGAGAUUAAAACAUUAUGCUGGAUGUAUAUUCUGAAGAAGAAAAGACUAAAAUACGUAUAAAAGAAAAAAAAGACAUCAAAAGCCAAAAACUUGUCCAGUUCAGAGAUCACAUGUUUUGCAUGAAAAUAGUUUCGGACUUCAAUUUUGUGUCUUUCAUAUUUUUACUUAGUUUUAAUAAAAAAAAACUACCUAUAUGGAAUUUAACACCUCA
This is a messenger RNA of Bombina bombina (fire-bellied toad), 6526 nucleotides long. Its product is annotated as pre-B-cell leukemia transcription factor 1. Gene Ontology annotation, cellular component: nucleus. Gene Ontology annotation, biological process: brain development; eye development; neuron development. NCBI's taxonomy places the organism in Eukaryota, Metazoa, Chordata, Amphibia, Anura, Bombinatoridae. Bases 1 to 795 code for a protein of 264 amino acids. The transcript has 7 exons. The record is from RefSeq and is a predicted model, not a curated record. Gene Ontology annotation, molecular function: DNA-binding transcription factor activity, RNA polymerase II-specific; RNA polymerase II cis-regulatory region sequence-specific DNA binding.